Nymphaea colorata (pocket water lily) is the source of this 641-nucleotide messenger RNA. Its product is annotated as probable choline kinase 2. Gene Ontology annotation, biological process: phosphatidylethanolamine biosynthetic process; phosphatidylcholine biosynthetic process. The record is from RefSeq and is a predicted model, not a curated record. Lineage: Eukaryota; Viridiplantae; Streptophyta; Magnoliopsida; Nymphaeales; Nymphaeaceae. Bases 163 to 516 code for a protein of 117 amino acids. Gene Ontology annotation, molecular function: ethanolamine kinase activity; choline kinase activity. Gene Ontology annotation, cellular component: cytoplasm. The transcript is spliced from 2 exons.
UUUACUGGGAAAAAUAGUUUGAACGGUUUGAAUGAUUUGGGUCGGCGUAAAUUGAGAUAUCGAUGCCGAAUUGCUUCUAGGAUUUGCAUUUCCCGGACGAGUUUGAGGUCUUCUUUGGAGAAAUUCUCGAUCUACUCGGUGAGCCGGUUGGUUUCUUCCGACAUGGUGGCAAAUUGCAGAGAAGCGGAGCAUUCCCUUCCCAAGGAAGCGCAGAAGCUCCUUCAAUCAUUGGCAGCGGGAUGGGAAGAUAUCGUUGACGAGAAGGAACUAAAGGUGGUCCGCCUCAAAGGAGCGAUGACCAACGAGGUUUACCAGUGUCAUUGGCUGACGAAGAAGGGCGCGUUGUCCAGGAAGGUCCUGGUUAGGAUAUACGGCGAAGGAGUUGACGUCUUCUUCGAUCGCAAGGAUGAAAUACGUACGUUUGAAUGCAUGUCAAGGCAUGGGCAAGGGCCUCGGCUUCUUGGUCGUUUCCCUAAUGGCCGCAUCGAAGAGUUUAUUCAUGCAAGGGUAUGGUAGGAACGACUGUUCUCGAGCAAAGUUCAUAAGUUUCAAUGGUGAAAAGCGAGGGAGAAAGAGCUAGAGCGCAAGGGCGAGAAAGGCAGCCAUCACUUCAGAGAGAGAGAGAGAGAGAGAAAGGGCGU